AUGCCGCCUCGCAAGCAGUGGAUUGACAAGAAAACCGCGAGCACCUUCCAGCUCUUCCACCGGUCCCAAAAUGACCCAUUGAUCCACAACCCGUACGCCGAUGACCGCGUGCUGCACCAAGUCUCCGGCCCUGCGCCGGCCCCAUCCUCAGCCGCAUCAACGGCAUCGAGCAAGCCGUCGCGCAAUUUAUCCGAAUUAGCAUCCGAAUUCGGCUCGGAUGCCGUCCGCCAGAAUGAGGGCGAGGCCGCCAACUAUGGCAUUUUCUACGACGACUCCAAGUAUGACUACAUGAAGCACUUGCGGGAACUCGGUACUGGAGGGGGCGAUUCGUAUUUUGUCGAUGCCAAGGCGGAAAAGGGCAAGGCAAAGGCCAAGGGGAUGAAGCUGGAAGAUGCCCUGCGACAGGUUUCUUUGGAUGAGGAAUCACAGAGCGCUUUCGGUGGCCCGAGUGUGUAUGGGUCCCAAUAUGGUGACAUGCGGUCAACAGCAUCUUCGUAUGUCCGGAAACCGACAUAUCAGGACCAGCAGAACAUUCCCGAUGCCAUUGCAGGCUUUCAACCCGAUAUGGACCCGCGGUUGCGAGAGGCUCUGGAGGCUCUGGAAGACGAAGCCUACGUGGAUGAUGACGAUGAUGACAUCUUCGGCGAACUGACAGCGAAUGCUGAGGAGAUUGAAGCGGGUGAUUGGGAGGACACACUGUUUGACCAUGAUGAAGAGGACGACGGGUGGGAGUCGGAUGCCACCGAGAAGGCACCCGUGCAGGCGUAUACGACAGAAGCCCAAAAUCACCUCGAAGAUGAUGAUACCCCAGCGAGCCUUGCGCCCGGCGAGCUGCCCGAGCAUGACCAUCCAGCCCCGGAUCUUCCUCCACAGGACCAAGGAUGGAUGCAGGAGUUCGCCAAAUUCAAGAAAGACGCCAAAGCAGGCAACGUCCCUGGACCGGCCGCGCCAACCAUUGCACCCUCGGAGCAGCGCACGCUUGCGUCUACUAUCUUCACAGCCGGUGGGACGCCGAUUCGCCGCAAGAAGCGUAAGGGCGCACUGACCAAUCCCUCCGCCUACUCGAUGACAUCGUCUGCUCUAGCACGUACGGAAGGCCACCGCCUGCUGGACGACCGAUUUGACCGCGUCGAGGCACUGUACGCGCUCGACGAGGAUGAGGAGUACGACGACAGCAUGUCCAUGGUCAGCGGAAUGACCGGUGCUACGGGGAUGACUGGCAUGUCUAUGGCAUCAUCUCAAGCGCCGAGUCUUAUCGACGCGAAUGGCGAAGUCGUCUCCUCACGCAGCGACUUCCACAACGUCAUGGAUGACUUCCUGGCUGGGUUCGAUGACAAAACCAGCUCCCAGGCAAAGCGAAAGGGCGCCAAGGCGAAGCGCGGCAAGAACGGCAAUGAGGCAAUCGGAAUUCGGAUGCUCGACGAGGUUCGCCAGGGCCUUGGACCGGCGCGUGUGUCGGGCAGUACUCGCGGGGUGCCCGGACGAGCAUAG
Penicillium lagena is the source of this 1491-nucleotide messenger RNA. RefSeq names its product ribosome biogenesis protein LTV1. The record is from RefSeq and is a predicted model, not a curated record. Gene Ontology annotation, biological process: ribosomal small subunit export from nucleus; ribosomal small subunit biogenesis. Bases 1 to 1491 code for a protein of 496 amino acids. The transcript has 2 exons. Gene Ontology annotation, cellular component: preribosome, small subunit precursor; nucleus; cytosol. Lineage: Eukaryota; Fungi; Ascomycota; Eurotiomycetes; Eurotiales; Aspergillaceae.